AAACCUGGGAGUAUUGUCUCGUUAAAGGAAACGCAAGCCCCCUCAUCCUUGCCACUACCUAAACUGGCUCCUCCUGAUCUGCUUGGGGUCCUUGUGGGCUAUGGUAAAUUGGCUCAUCUCCAGGGCCUUGGGGAGAGGACGGGGGAGAGCCCUGCGUCUAAUGAGUGUCUGGUGCUGCAGCCCACACUCAUGAAAUUCAAAGGACAUCAGUGCUCCAGCUAGUACUGCAAGCUAAUGCUUUAGCUCUGCACAACCUCUGGACAACCUCUGGAUAGGAGGUGAGACCCAGGAGCGGCAGGAGCCCAGAGACCUCAGGGACUCAGAAGUAAGUCCCUUGUCCAGAACUGUAUGGUCCAGGUCCAGAGGUUUUGACUUUCCACUGCCUUUAGGCAGGACGACACUUAACCCGGUGCAGACGAUUUUAUAAUCCCCGAGGAAGAAGACAGCCUCAGUUAUGAACAGAACAGCCGACUUGCCUUUCCUAGCCUCAGAAUGUCUGAGCGGAAAACUAAGAUAGGAUCGCCUCCUUCAGACCCCCCAUUUUACAGAUGAGGAGACCGAGACCCAGAGAGGGCAUAUGACUUGCCUUCUGACGACUAAUUUACCCGUUUAUUAAUUCUGGCCCUGGUGUAUUUGUUACCUUCUAGAUCUUUGGAGAAAGAGCAAGGGGUCAGCCCACUUCUGUUCAAAACGGGCCCAGUGUGUGGUGUGCUGAGGACUGUUAUUUAUUUGGCCUGCUCUUAAUGACAGCUCCUCACCUACCUGUCCCAAUCCGAGGAGGAGCCCUGGGCAGGAAUUUCCUGUUUUCUAAGGACUCUGGGGGCUGCCCCAGCAGGCUGGCUGCCGCCGUUCCUGGGUGUUCCAGGCCGGGCUUGCUGCCUCUCUCUCCUUGCUGGGCUGGCUCCUGGCCUCUCCAGGUCUGGGCUUGCCGCUGCGCGGCGGAGGAGGUGAGCGACUCAGUCGGGCCGACGCCAGGUGCCUAGAGGCCGGAGGUCCGUGUGCCCCGGCCGCGGCCCGGGCCCCGCCCCGCGCCCCUCGCCAUGGGUCUGGCCCACGCCCGCGGGCCCUGACCAUGGAGCGGGGCUGGCAGCCGGGGGACAGCUACAGCUGGGAGCGGCCCACUGUCUGCCGCCGCGCCCUCAGCGUCUGCGACUCGCUGGACCUGCACGGCGCCCCGGCAGGCCGCGCCGCCCCCGCCCUGCAGGCCGCCCUGUGCGCCGCGCACGAGCAGCCGUCACGGCCGCGGAGUGUGUGCUCAAGCAGCCAGGGGCCGCCGCCCACCGGCGCCCGCAGCCUGCUGCUCGGCCUCCUGCGCUCGCGCCUCGGCCGCCGCGGCCCCGCCGACGGGCGCCCGCCGGACCCUGGACCCGCGCCUCCAGAGCCCCCCGGCCCGGCCGCGCCCAGCCCGCCGUGCAGCCCCGCACCGACCCGGCGCAGCCGGUCGCGCGGGACCCAGGCGCCGCGGCCGCGGCCCACCAGCAUGACGUUCCUGGAGGUGAACCGUCUGGAGCUGGCCGAGGCCGAGGGGGCGGGCGCGGGCGCCGGGCUGGGCCGUGCGGGCAGCUCCGGCUUCCUGCGGGGCUCCUCGCUGUGGAGCAGCCAGCGCUGGCAGGUGCUGCGCGGCAGCGGCGGGCGCAUUGGCCCGGGUCCCCGGCGUGGCCUGUCGGCCCUGAGGAAGAGCUUCAGCUUCCGCCUACGCCGGGGCCAGGAGAUCCGGCGCGCCGAGUCCGGGCUGCUGCCCCGCGCGCGCACCCGCAGCGAUGGCGACGCCAGCUCCUUAGGCGCUUUUCCCAGCCGCCGCGACCUGCUGAUGGGCACAGAGGCCCCGCGCGCGGUGCCCCACUCCGGCCGCCCCCGCGCUGCCGCCGGCCUCUGGAAGUUGCUCACCAGCCGCUUCCGCCGGAGGGAGCCCGCGCCCACCGAGCCCCUGUGGAGCCGCCGGGCGGCCGUGGACCCCGGGCUCCUGGGCUCACCCAGCGACUCCUUUGUGAACAGCCAGGAGUGGACGCUGAGCCGCUCGGUGCCGGAACUUAAAGUGGGCAUUGUAGGGAACCUGUCCAGUGGGAAGUCGGCCCUGGUGCACCGCUAUCUGACGGGGACCUAUGUCCAGGAGGAGUCCCCCGAAGGGGGUCGGUUUAAGAAGGAAAUUGUGGUGGAUGGCCAGAGUUACCUGCUGCUGAUCCGGGACGAAGGAGGCCCCCCUGAGCUCCAGUUUGCUGCCUGGGUGGACGCAGUGGUGUUUGUGUUCAGCCUGGAGGAUGAAAUCAGCUUCCAGACAGUGUACAACUACUUCCUGCGGCUUUGCAGCUUCCGCAAUGCCAGCGAGGUGCCCAUGGUGCUGGUGGGCACGCAGGAUGCCAUCAGUGCCGCAAACCCCCGGGUCAUUGAUGACAGCAGGGCCCGCAAGCUGUCCACAGACUUGAAGCGCUGCACCUACUACGAGACGUGUGCGACCUAUGGACUCAACGUGGAGCGCGUCUUCCAGGACGUGGCCCAGAAGGUAGUGGCCUUGCGGAAGAAGCAGCAGCUGGCCAUAGGGCCCUGCAAGUCACUGCCCAACUCGCCCAGCCACUCGGCCGUGUCCGCCGCCUCCAUCCCGGCCGUGCACAUCAACCAGGCCACGAAUGGCGGCAGCAGCGCCUUCAGCGACUACUCCUCCUCAGUCCCCUCCACCCCCAGCAUCAGCCAGCGGGAGCUGCGCAUCGAGACCAUCGCGGCCUCCUCCACCCCCACACCCAUCCGCAAGCAGUCCAAGCGGCGUUCCAACAUCUUCACGAUAUGUGCCACUGUUUCCAACUUUUCAUCAACAAAAAGGCCUUUCCAACUCCUUCCAAAUUAGAAGACCAGGUGGUGACACACAGCACCUCUGGACAUUGUCCCCUGUGCGGGGCCGGAGGCGGGCCGGGCCCUGGGACUGCUCUCAGAUGAGAAGCGGCCGCCGUGCUCCCCACUCCAGAGACCCACAGGAACCUUUGUAACUAACCCCCACCCCCAGGGAAGGCUAGGAAGCUGGAGCCCGCGGCUGGGGGCUGCCGGGGACCAGGCCCGGCUGGACGCGCUGCGCCAGGCUCGCUGCAUGGAGAAGAAGGGAGCUCGGCCCCGCCCCACGCCCAAGCCGGGCCAGCGCAACACGCCCAGAGGGGCGGGGCGUCCGAGCGCCCGGCCCCGCCCAGCUGCUCCUGGGGGGAGCUUUCCCGCCCCUCCCCUCCUCUGCUCCUUCCUGCAUGGACUUCUGCGUUCCUGCUCGGCUCUGGACGCCAGCCACCGCCGCGCGCUUGCCUUUCUCCUCUCUUGGCCUCCCCGUUUCCUAGGAUCCGCUUUGGGGCGGGCUCUGCCCCAGGAGCCUGGCAGGGGCGCAGGGCCUCUUCUGGCCUCUCUCCUCUCUCUCUCCAUCCACUGUGCCCCUCGGGCCACGCCGACGAGCUCGGUGCAACGUGCCGUGUGGUGUCUGUGCCGCAGACGGGCCAUUGCCCGCUCACUUCUGGACAUUGUUUUCCCCGGUUGUCGUGCCCUGUGCUCCCGGCUAUCCCUCAGUCCAACUGUCCACCUCUCCUCGCCCCUUCCCUUCUCUUACGCCCCAGCCCCCUGGGCUGCGCGCCUCUCGCGCUCUCGGUAUUUCGUGUCCUUGCUCUUUUGUAAGGGGCGGGCCCGGCUCAGUGACCUGUGCUGCUCUGUAUGGUGCCGUGUGUAAGAAUAAACCCAUUGGAAUACU
Rhinolophus ferrumequinum (greater horseshoe bat) is the source of this 3712-nucleotide messenger RNA. It is a transcript of the gene AGAP3, whose product is annotated as ArfGAP with GTPase domain, ankyrin repeat and PH domain 3. Gene Ontology annotation, biological process: proteasome-mediated ubiquitin-dependent protein catabolic process. Bases 1073 to 2839 code for a protein of 588 amino acids. The record is from RefSeq and is a predicted model, not a curated record. The transcript is spliced from 9 exons. NCBI's taxonomy places the organism in Eukaryota, Metazoa, Chordata, Mammalia, Chiroptera, Rhinolophidae. Gene Ontology annotation, molecular function: GTP binding; GTPase activator activity; GTPase activity. Gene Ontology annotation, cellular component: nucleus.